GGUCGUAUAGCUGAAGAGUUCCCCGGUAGGGAUGCAUAACGGGUGACCGAUACUUACGUCGGCAUGGUGACCACAUGGCAAACAAAUAUGAAUUGCACCCGAAGUAGUAGUCACAAUCGUCAUCUGACGUUGAUUGCGAUCUUUUUCUCGACAUUCGCGAACGCUUUCAAUGUGAAUAAUGAGGUACUCGAGUACUGGGAACCGAGUUCGUGUAAAUAUGAUGAAUACUUCGAUACCGUUUCUUUAUCCUGCUCGCGGUGCAACACCAGCAAGAAUCUCGAACCAGCCGCGAAUCGUUUGCGAUGUAUGUGCGACAAGUUCAGUAAAACGGUCGGUUUCGAGAACGGCAACCCCCUUUGCGUCACCUGCGGUCCUAACAUGACCGUGACCGCAGAUGGAGGAGAUUGCAUCCUGCGUGCAAAUGCAACGUGCAAGUGUUCUACAAACCAAAUAAAAUUGGACAGAAAUAUUAAUGGCAUGCUGCUGGAUAAUGUAUUUUGUGUAACAUGCGUCCAAGAUACGUAUCCAUCUCCCGAUUGUUCCAAAUGUCUGCCAUGCGACAGUCGCGAGUAUAAUGGUCACGUUAAUUGCGUAUGUCCAAGCACAACGCACAUAAGACUUCGAAAUUAUUGCCUGCAUAAGGAUGACAUCGCUGACUGGCCAGAUAUCAGAAAUACAUACUUGAUGAAAUUUCGGAGUGAAAACGUAGACAGUUAUUAUUUGAGAAGCGAACUGCAAAUAGCAGUGCAUCUCUGCAAAAAAAAAGAUAGGGUAGCAUGUGAACAUUUGUCAAAUAUAUGCGCCUUAACCCUUUACAGUGACGGUAUAGCUUGCAUGUUUUUUAUGCACACACCUAUGGCGCCUGUAUGGUUGUUUUAUAGUAAGCAGAAUACUAUAGCAAUAAUGAACGACACGAAAAUAUCCGAGAGAUACAGUCUUAAAAAGGGAGAUAAUAGCAGCAUCCUGGAUUUCACAAUUGCAAGAUUUGCGUUGAACGGUGAAUUCUUAUCUAUGAGCAGGCCGACUCUGCCGUGUCAAUUUUUGAGAAACGUGAGAUUUGGCGUAAAUUUUAAGAAGAAAUGCAAAACGACUGCUGCUGAAUUAUUAAACGCACAAAUGGAAUUACUGUCACCUUAUUUGAUAUUUAGAGAGGACAAUAAAUCUUUUAUACAUGCAUUGCCUGUGAUUGUUAAAUCGACGGAUCAGAAUAUUAAAGAAAUUUUACAGCAACAACUGGUGCGAAAGUUUUUUUUGGUCGAUAAUGUAAGCGGUUUCAAAGCAUUAUCAAUAUUUAUGAACAAUAACUUCACGAAAGCGUCAGAGCUCUCGGUGCUUCGAUACAUGAAAUCUCUGACUAUUUUAGUAAAUGUUCAAAAUGGAAAAGACCAUGGCAAAAUUUAUGCGCCCUUUUUAAUCGUGGAAUACGAUGAAUUAACAUAUCAAGAUUUCCUCGACAACUCCGAUGUUGUAAUAGAUUACAAAGUUACAUAUGUAUUAAAGGAUAAUGAUAUAGACUAUAAUGUUGAGAUAACUAUCGGAGUUUUGACGGGAAUAGCUUUGAUAUUUGCCAGCAUCAGAGCGUGGAAUUACUACAAGUGGAAUUACAAUGGCAAUCUCAACAUAGCAGUGUUAUUGUGGUUCUUGAUCUAUGCUAUGGGCGCGAUUGGAAAUAUGAUUACUUUCGUAUGCAUCAGCGUGUGUAUAUAUCUAUUCGUCUUUUAUAAAGGCCAAACAGUACCGUACAUUCUACUUCCCGAUGAAGAUAGUGAAAAAAGAAUCCAAACAUACAUUAUCAUAGCGUUUAGUUUUAAGAUUAUAGAAAUGAUAGGAUUUGUUUAUCAGCAAUGGGGUUUAAGUAUAUUUUUCAUCGACUGGGAGCAACCGAGAACGAUACGUAACGAAUCGAAGUACGAUUCUCCGCAUACCUCUCUACGAAAAUUGUACUCCAAUAGAUUUCCGAGGGGCGAAGGCAAAUCGUCGAGAAUAACAUCGGACAUUAUCGCGUCCAAGCGAAAGAGAAGAUCGCACAAAACGAACAAGAACACAAGCCCGAAUGAUACGUUCAAGUCUUCUUCGAUUGACAAAUAUACGCCGGAUUUCUCUUCCGUCUAUUCGCUCGCGAGAUCUCCCUUACGAGAGACAACUGAGCAUAAUUAUACGCAUAAUUUUCCGAUCAGCGUUUGGAGAACAUAUUUCGUCGCGAACGAAUGGUGCAAAUUGCAAACCAGAAGAAAAAUAAACGUGGCAUUGCAAUCAAUUUAUACUCUAUGUAUUUUAAAGAUAUUCGACUUGGAAUCGUGGAUGCUGGCGGUACCAGAAUCGACUGCUAUAGAUAAAUCUUCCGAAGCGGACAAUAAUUUUACCUUACAAUAUGCGAUUUGCACGUUUGUAUACGCAUUCGUAUAUUUCGCACAAUGGUUAAUCCGUGUUACAUUUUACGAAAGAUAUAUCAGAAAUAGACUGCAAAAGUUUGUAGAUUUAUGUUCGGUCGCAAACAUUAGCGUGUUCGUCUUAGCGCACAAUUAUUAUGGUUUUUACAUCCAUGGAAGAUCAGUACAUGGAUUCGCGGACACUGAUCUUCCUACUCUGAUAAACGACCUGAAAAAGGAGGAAGAUAACUUGUGCGCACAUAGAGGUCUGGUACCUGGCACAACCGAUCAGACUUUUAUAGUAUCGUUGACCCAUUCAUUUAAAUCUUUGUACGAUCAACUCAUGAGACAAAAGGAUAAUGGAAGCAUAGGAACUUUAAAAGGAAGUAAUUCACCUUCAAAAAGUUGGAAACAAUUAUCAGAAACGAGGUCAAAAGUGAGAUUAUUUCUAAUGCAAUUUCUGGAUCAUUAUUCGGAAAAUGAAGAUUAUAUAAUCAAAGAACAGUAUAUAUUAGAGAAACUAUGUGACAUUCUUUUUGUGAAUGCCAAAGAUAAAUCCGUCUUCUAUAUUGAUAACAAUUAUUCCUUCAAUAAAAUGAUACUUUAUGGAAACGAAUGGCUACUAGCAACAUUCGAGAUCACCGUAUUUGCCUUCUUUUUGGCAAUGUAUAAUUCUUACAUUUUUGCCUGCAUAACGACUGUUCUCGUAUCACAACUAUUCCUGAUAGCUAUCAGAUGUAAUGUUAAGAGAAAUCUGUGCAACAAGUCGUUACUGGAUAAAAGAUUCCUAAUGUAA
This is a messenger RNA of Camponotus floridanus (Florida carpenter ant), 3165 nucleotides long. RefSeq names its product meckelin. Gene Ontology annotation, cellular component: ciliary transition zone; MKS complex. Bases 64 to 3165 code for a protein of 1033 amino acids. Lineage: Eukaryota; Metazoa; Arthropoda; Insecta; Hymenoptera; Formicidae. The record is from RefSeq and is a predicted model, not a curated record. Gene Ontology annotation, biological process: cilium assembly. The transcript has 13 exons.